AUGACUGAUCGCCAAAUUGAAGCGAAUGAAGCGGAUAAUAUACGAAUUCGCCUUGUAGAGUUGAGUGAUGGUGAUGAUGUGCUUAACUUUCUUCGUAAACACUUCUACCCAGAGGAACCGUUGUGUAGCAGCUCACAAAAACCUCCACAUCCGGAAGAUGAGGCAUUCAAUAUUUCAUUAAUAGCGCAUGGAACAUGCUUAAUGGCAGUACAACAGCAAAUCGUUAACGGUAUCCGAAGAGAACGUAUAGUUGGCGUUUUAUUAUCUGGUCCCAAGCAUAGUGAUGAAGCUGAGCAUUUAUUUAAGGAAGCCGCUCGUCUCCGUCCGACCGAUUUUGGCAAGGCAAUUGGUAUAUUGGCUCAUGCUGAGCGCGAUUCUAAUGUCUUCGAGCGCUAUAAUGUUGAGAGAGCGUUGCACAUUUACGCCGGUGCUGUCGAUGGGAGCUUUCGUGGACGUGCGAUUUCAAUAAUACUUAAAGAGAAGCUGAAAGAGUUGGGUCGUCAGCUUGGGUAUUCACUCUUGACUACGGAUUGCACAAGUUUUUAUUCGGCGAAAGUAUCAGAACGUAUGGGUAUGGACUGUGUCAAUGUCAUUAAGUACGCAGAUUAUCUGGAUGAGGAGGGUAAGGUGGUGUUUAACAUGCCACUGCCACAUGAAUAUCUGAAAACGUACGCCUUGAGGCUAUAAAUAUUAAGUCUAUUCUAAGCUGAAAUGU
Molecule: messenger RNA, 715 nt
Organism: Zeugodacus cucurbitae (melon fly)
Lineage: Eukaryota; Metazoa; Arthropoda; Insecta; Diptera; Tephritidae
Product: arylalkylamine N-acetyltransferase-like 2
Exons: 1
Coding region: 1-687 (228 amino acids)
Molecular function (GO): N-acetyltransferase activity
Source: RefSeq, a predicted model, not a curated record